AUGGAGUUCAGCAGCAGAGCGCGGCAGCGGCACCUGAGGCUGGCGGGGGACAAGCGGGAGCCGUACCCCCACAGCCUGCAGUUCUACCAGGAGCCCCCCACCGAGACCAUCUCUCUGAACGAGUUCGAGAGCUUCGCUGUCGACCGCCUGAGGCUGCUCAAGGUAGUUGAAAACCUUGGUGUGAGCUAUGUAAAAAGUGGUGAUGCGUACAAAAGUAAGCUGGAGGCUGAGCUCCGGAAACUUAAGUUUCCCUACAGAGCUUUGGCUGAAGAUGAUUAUGAUGCAAGAAGAAAGGACCAUAUUUCUCAUUUCAUACUGCGCCUUGCUUACUGUCAGUCUGAGGAACUCAGACGUUGGUUUCUUCAACAAGAAAUGGAUCUAUUUCGAUACCGCUUCAAUGAACUGACUGACAGCCUGAGGCAGAAAUUCCUGGAUCAUGUUAACUUAUCGUUUGAAGCUAUUAGUGAUGACCUGAAAAAUGAAUUGGCAAAUGAGCUGUAUAUGUCAACUCCUGGCCUCAGUAUGACUAAAGUAAAAGAGCAAAUGUUCUAUAAGGUUGGACUGGCAGAUGCUGUUGAUCUUUUUAGAGCAAGAAGAGUGUUUAUUAAAGAUGGCUUUGCGUUUGUGCCACUUAAGGACCUUGAUGCUCUUGUUUUGAAUAACUAUAGAAAAACCUUAUCUAAAGCACUGGCGCUGACAGCACGAUCGCUGCCUUCCGUACAGUCUGAUGAGAGACUACAACCACUGCUUAAUCAUCUCAGCCAUUCUUACAUUGGCCCAGAUUACAGCGUACAGAAAAACACUGGAAAAAUUUCUCUAGAGCACAUUGAUGCUCUUUCUGUGAAAUCGUUCCCUCUUUGCAUGCGCCAGUUGCACAAAGCCCUACGUGAGAACCAUCACCUCCGUCACGGAGGCCGUAUGCAAUAUGGACUUUUCUUAAAAGGCAUUGGUUUGACUCUAGAACAGGCACUGGAAUUCUGGAAGAAGGAAUUUAUCAGAGGAAAAGUGGAUGCAGACAAGUUUGACAAAGGAUAUGCGUACAGCAUUCGCCACAACUAUGGGAAAGAAGGAAAGAGAACUGACUAUACUCCAUACAGCUGCAUGAAGAUUAUCAUGUCCAAUCCACCAAGUCAAGGGGAUUAUCAUGGUUGCCCAUUCCGCCACAGCGAUCCUGAGCUAUUGAAGCAGAAGCUGCAGUCGUACAAGGUUCCUCCCAGUGGAGUAACACAGCUCCUGGAAUUGGUGAAAGGCAUGCAUUACCAGCUGGCCUGUCAGAAGUACUUUGAACUGACACAUGAUGUUGAUGACGUUGGAUUUUCUUUGAAUCACCCAAAUCAGUAUUUUGCAGAAAGUCAAAGGAUAUUAAGUGGUGGUAAAGAAGUGAAGAAGGAACCGAGUCAUUUGGGGAACUCUCAACAAAAAAAUAACAGUCAGGAAAGUGUGAAUUCAAACUCUGCUUCCACCUCUUCCAGUAUGACUACGGAUGCAGAGCUGGAGGGUCUGGAGGCAUACUUCACUGAAGACUAAGCACUUGUGGUAGCUUUUUCCUUUUCCUACUCUGAAUUCAGCCUUUUACUAAGGAACAUGCACUUCACUACCUAGAAGACACAAGCAUUCAGCAAUUUGAAUAGGCUGAUGGAAAAAGAAGAAUGAUGCUGAAGCUGUAAUCAUGUGCAGUGCUUACUGUUGUUGCUGUAGAAUACUAUUGCGUAGGGCAUCUUGAAAGAUGGAAAAUGAAAAUUCCUUCCUGUUUCUUAGGUGACUUUUGCCUGACUUGCCUUUUUUGAUUUUGUUUAAGAUGUUUAAUUAUUUUAUCCUAUUCUGUAGUCUUUUUUGGUAUAUUAUUAAUAAAUAAAUUGCAAGAUUAAAAAUGUCAGUAUUUUAUUUUUAGCUGUAUUUAUAAGGUAAUUAAGUGGGACUUCUUCCUUGUGAUCUAAACCACCUUCUGAAGGAGUGAACUCAUUUUCUACACAAGCUGAAGGAAAUCAGCUUCCUAAUAAUUCAUGUACCUUAGCACUGAAUUGCGAGAGCCUGUUAAUGGUGCUUGAAAUAGAACCUAGUUAGGAUGUGAAUGUAACCUGCAUAGUUGUAUUAUGCUAGAGGUUUUAUUCUGUGCAACAGCUGACUGAUUCAGACUAUAAAUGGUGUAGUUGAAAAACUAAUGUUUUUUUAUUAAUAUUAAGAUUUUGGAUAAACCUUUAGUCUCUGCAUCUUAUAUGUUUUAUGUUCAUUUAAGGGCAUGUAACUUGCACAUACCUGGUGCAACACUGAGCAUUAGAAAGGAAAUAUAUCCUUUGUUAUAAGAUGAUAAUUGGCUAUUAGGGUUCACUGUUCCUUAUAUUAUUCCUAAUUUAAUUAGCGACUGCUCUGUGUAAACUACCAGCAUCUUACUCCUUGAAUACAGUAUAUUCAAAGUUGUUGUAGAAAUCCAUCCUGAAAACGGCUGCACUCCAGAUACUGAAGAUUGAAGCAGCACUCCACUGAUGUGUGGGAGUAUUGGACUCCAUUGGUUGUGUUAGAUGGUGAAAGAUUUUCACCUGAAGGUUUUGAAGUGCCUUUGUAAGUGGUAACAGUGCUCACAUUUUGAAUUUAUUCUGCCUUAACUCUCCUAAAUGAUGACGCUGUCACUUCAAUCAUAUGGCAAUUAAAACUCUUAGCAGUUUCUUUGUGGUCUUUACCUUUACUCUGAAAUCUGUUAUGUUGGGAAUAGGGGCUCCCCGUUUAUACAUCUUCAUUGAUUGUUAGGUAAGUAGAGUACAGUUAUAUUUAGGAAUUAUAUAUUUAGGAAUUCAAACAUAGAAUUUAAAUUGGCCUGUGUUACAGGGAAGAAUAUAACCUCAAAAUUCUUGUGUUAAGUGGAAAAAUCUUAAUCCGAAAUGCAGCGAACCUGUAUUUGACAAAGCCAGUGUCCUUCACUGGUUUACACCACCGCUGGUUUACAUCUCAGUUCAGAUGACUUUGAACUGUGUUUCUGUCCCUUUAAUUACCUGCCAGGUGCAUUGUAAUAAAAAUAUGUAAUAGCAAUACAUACAAAUUAGUGCAGACAGUUACAAGUAGCUUCCAAAAUUAUGUAGAUAAUUAGUAUGUAAGCAAAAUGUAAUGUUUAUCUUUUUUUGUGCCGUUCAAAGACAAUUUAAGGCAAUUUAUUUUCAAAUUUCUUACAUUUUUACCAUCUUGAGUCUGAAAGCAGAAUUUGAUUAUUGGUAAAAACCCACAGUGAGAUUCUUCCAUCUCAGCAGCUGGACACCGAAGAGUUAUUUGUCUUGCAGAGCUUUUGAACACUUACUGCCAUGUAAUUUGAAUAAGAAUCACUUGUUCCCUGAUUGUAGAGCUUUUUGAGAUUGGAAAGGCAAAAUGAGUAAGAACAUGUAAAUCAGUCACUUGAAAGAAGCUUUUCCUGCAUUGUUGUAAUGCUAUUUCAAAAUUACGUCUAGUUAAGAGACAAAGAUUUUUUUGAAAACCAAGUGAGUCUGAUGUGAUCAUGCAGUAGUCAAGAGAGAAGAACAAAAGAAACAAACUCUACUCUUUUACAACUUGACAAGAAGAUGUAUUUAUAAAGUAAAAGGCUGCAGAUAGAUCUGUUUGCAAACAUCAGCUCUCUCAGCUCUCCUUCCAAGUGGCUCUUUAAACUACUGUUAUAUUUUGCAACAUCAAGAAGCUCAAACUUUGACAGUGUGAAACUGUUCUGAACAAGACACUCGUGUAUUCUGAGUCAGCAAAGAUGGUAUUAAG
Messenger RNA from Coturnix japonica (Japanese quail), 3732 nucleotides. It is a transcript of the gene PRIM2, whose product is annotated as DNA primase subunit 2. Gene Ontology annotation, biological process: DNA replication, synthesis of primer; DNA replication initiation. NCBI's taxonomy places the organism in Eukaryota, Metazoa, Chordata, Aves, Galliformes, Phasianidae. Gene Ontology annotation, cellular component: alpha DNA polymerase:primase complex. The record is from RefSeq and is a predicted model, not a curated record.